AUGGCACUGUUGUUCGCCAUAAUCGUUAUUUCAAUCGCCACUGCCAUGUCGCUGCCGCCGGUCAUUAGAAUCGGAGCGAUCUUUACCGAGGAUCAAAAGGAUAGUCCGUCGGAGUUAGCGUUUAAGUACGCCAUCUACAAGAUCAACAAGGAUAAGACUCUCUUAGCGAACACAACGUUGGUUUACGACAUCCAAUAUGUGCCUAAGGACGACUCUUUUCACACGUCCAAAAAAGCUUGUAAACAACUAUCCAGAUCAGUGCAAGGCAUCUUCGGGCCGUCCGACCCACUUCUAGGCGCCCACAUUCAAAGUAUAUGCGAGGCUUUAGACGUUCCUCAUCUCGAAACGAGAGUCGAUUUUGAGCCUACUUUCAAGGAGUUCAGUAUUAACCUACAUCCCGCUCAAGACCACCUUAACAAAGCGUUCAAGGAUCUUAUAUCCUUUUUAAACUGGACCAGAGUAGCCAUUAUCUACGAGGAGGAUCACGGUCUGUUCAAACUGCAGGAUCUCGUGAAAUCCCCGCCAUCCGUGAGAACCGAAAUGUACAUUCGUCAGGCGGGUCCUAAAUCCUACAGGCAGAUCCUGCGGGAGGUCAGGCACAAAGAGAUUUUCAAGCUGAUUGUUGACACGGAUCCGGCGCACAUGCAGCAAUUCUUUCGAGCGAUAUUGCAGUUACAAAUGAACGACUACAGAUAUCACUAUAUGUUCACUACUUUCGAUAUAGAAACGUUCGAUCUGGAAGAUUUCAAAUAUAACAGCGUGAAUAUGACAGCCUUUCGCCUGGUGGAUCUCGAAGAGCCCAAGGUUGCCGAAGUACUCAAGCAGAUGGAACGCUUCCAACCGACGAUUGGACAUGCCAUUCUGAACAAAACGGGAGUCAUUCAGGCAGAACCAGCUUUAGUGUACGAUAGCGUGCAAGUUUUCGUACAUGGUUUGGCAGCUUUGGAUCGUAGUUAUGAUCUAAGACCAGCAAAUUUGUCCUGCGAAAAGGAGGAACCGUGGGAUGACGGUUUAUCACUCUACAAAUAUAUCAAUGCCGCAGGCUUAAACGGACUAACCGGACAUAUCACAUUCAACGAAGGAAAGAGGAAUAAUUUCAAGCUGGACCUCCUUAAACUGAAGAAGGAAGAACUCGUCAAAGUUGGCGAAUGGAAAAUCGGGUCUGGCAUCAAUAUUACGGACAUAGACGCAUUUUAUGAAACCACAACGACCAAUAUUACACUCGUCGUAAUGACGAGAGAGGAAAGACCCUACGUCAUGGUAAAGGAAGACAAGAAUUUGACUGGCAACGCGAGGUUCGAGGGUUUCUGUAUUGAUUUGCUCACGUCGAUCGCCGGCCAGGUCGGCUUCCAAUACGCGAUCAAAUUGGUACCAGAUCACAUGUACGGAGUGUACGAUCCGGAGACGAAGGAGUGGAAUGGGAUCGUUCGAGAGCUUAUGGAGAAGAGAGCGGAUUUAGCUGUCGCAUCCAUGACAAUUAAUUACGCCAGAGAGAGCGUAAUAGACUUCACCAAACCAUUCAUGAAUCUCGGAAUUGGGAUAUUAUUUAAGGUGCCGUCCAGUCAGCCGACGCGGCUCUUCUCCUUCAUGAAUCCGCUGGCGGUCGAGAUCUGGCUCUACGUGCUCGCCGCCUAUAUGCUCGUGAGCUUCACCCUCUUCGUGAUGGCGCGCUUCAGCCCAUACGAGUGGAACAAUCCGCAUCCGUGUCUGGCUGAGAGCGACGUGGUCGAGAACCAGUUUAGCGUCAGCAACAGUUUCUGGUUCAUCACCGGCACCUUCCUCAGGCAGGGCAGCGGGCUCAACCCCAAGGUUUCCAAACGAUCGCCGCCGCGACUCUUCUCGUUCAUGAAUCCCCUCGCCGUGGAGAUCUGGCUGUCCUUGCUGGGCGCUUACGUAAUGGUAUCCCUGGCGAUAUGGAUAGUGGCAAGAUUGUCACCCUACGAAUGGGUGGAGCCGUCGCCCUGUCCGAGCUGUAAAUGUCCCUUGCAGGGUAGUCACGUGAGCGCCUUGGACCCGGACAGCGACGACAUUCCACUGCUGAGCACUGUCAACGAGUUCAGCCUGGCCAACAGCUUUUGGUUUGCCGUUGGCACACUUAUGCAACAGGGCAGCGAUCUCAACCCUAAGGCCACCAGCACGAGAAUAGUAGGCGGCAUAUGGUGGUUCUUCACAUUGAUCAUCAUCUCCUCUUACACUGCAAACUUGGCCGCCUUUCUGACGGUUGAGAGAAUGAUCACGCCGAUUGAGAACGCCGCCGAUCUCUCGGAACAAACCGAAAUUUCUUAUGGUACUCUGGAAGGUGGGAGUACAAAGACGUUCUUCAGGGACUCGAAAAUUGGAAUUUAUCAGAAGAUGUGGAGGUUCAUGGAAUCGAGAACUCCGCCUGUGUUCGUUCAAACCUACGAGGAGGGAGUGAAGAGGGUCCUGGAGGGCGACUACGCAUUUUUAAUGGAGUCGACCAUGCUCGAUUAUGCGGUUCAACGUGACUGCAACCUGACGCAGAUAGGGGGUCUGCUAGACAGCAAAGGAUACGGGAUUGCUACCCCAAAAGGCUCGCCCUGGAGGGAUAAAAUAUCUCUAGCUAUUCUGGAGCUGCAGGAGAAAGGUGUAAUACAGAUACUCUAUGAUAAAUGGUGGAAGAACACGGGCGACGUGUGCAACAGAGAUGACAAGAAUAAAGAGAGCAAGGCUAAUGCUCUCGGAGUCGAGAAUAUUGGCGGUGUCUUCGUCGUGCUACUCUGCGGCCUGGUGCUCGCGAUCUUGGUGGCGAUCCUUGAGUUCUGCUGGAAUUCGAAAAAGAACGCACAGUCGGACAGGUCCCUCUGUGCGGAGAUGGCCUCGGAAUUGCGAUUCGCCAUACGCUGCGGCUCCCGACAGCGGCCCGCCGCGAAGUCACGCAAUUCCGCGGCCGCCGAGCUGUGCAGCCGUUGCAGUCCGCGGUCCAGGGGAAGGGCGCACCUCUGCUCCUCCGCGGAACACGAGGAGACCACCUACAUACCGAGCAUCGAGAUCCCGCGAUUAAAUGGUCAGGAGGGUGGUGCGUUGUCGAUGACGGAGAUGAAGAAAUCAUUGAGCUUCGAUCAAGUGACGACGUCCCAUGGCGGGAACACCUAGCACAGGCCUCAUCCUCAUCUUCACCCCCAGCAACAGCAGCAACAGCAGCAACAGCAAUCACAACAGCAACCGCCACCGUGCAA
Messenger RNA from Dinoponera quadriceps, 3197 nucleotides. RefSeq names its product glutamate receptor ionotropic, kainate 2-like. Gene Ontology annotation, cellular component: postsynaptic membrane; plasma membrane. The transcript is spliced from 19 exons. The record is from RefSeq and is a predicted model, not a curated record. Bases 1 to 3114 code for a protein of 1037 amino acids. NCBI's taxonomy places the organism in Eukaryota, Metazoa, Arthropoda, Insecta, Hymenoptera, Formicidae. Gene Ontology annotation, molecular function: glutamate-gated receptor activity.